AUGUCCGACACUGCUCAGAAGUCACGCACUCACCCACAGAACGCAAACAAGCAUCCAGGCUUGCCUGACCUGCCAGCAAAAGGACGUCAGCGAUGGACUAAGGCCCAGAUAGCAGAGGACAACCGGAUUCUCAAGGAAUCACGCGAAGUUCAAGAGCAGGCCGCGCUUGAGGGGCUGCAACAGCUUGCAGCCAUGCAGAAAGAAAUGGAAAAGGCGGAGGAACUCACCAUCGUGAACAAGCCGAAGCCAGUGAAACCUUGUGCCCGCCCUGUCAUGAAGCGAACGGCGCCUGAUAAGAAGCUCCUGACAACAGGAAACGCUGAUGAAAGUGGUCGAGAUGACAGUGGUUAUGUUCAAGAUGACAGCGGUCAUGUUCAAGAGGAAAUCAGUGAGAAGUCGAAGACUCAAAAGCGUGGCAAGAUCUCACUAAAUGAUGCCAUCAACAAUGCCCGAGAUUUGAUCGCAAUGCCAGGAAUUAGAAGCCAGGAACCACAUGUCGAAGACAAGAAAGGAAAGUUAUCUGCCGCUGUCUUCUUAGAUAGAUGA
Messenger RNA from Suillus discolor, 546 nucleotides. RefSeq lists its product as uncharacterized. The record is from RefSeq and is a predicted model, not a curated record. Bases 1 to 546 code for a protein of 181 amino acids. The transcript is spliced from 2 exons. Lineage: Eukaryota; Fungi; Basidiomycota; Agaricomycetes; Boletales; Suillaceae.